Messenger RNA from Melitaea cinxia (Glanville fritillary), 2390 nucleotides. RefSeq lists its product as uncharacterized. The transcript is spliced from 12 exons. Bases 230 to 1900 code for a protein of 556 amino acids. The record is from RefSeq and is a predicted model, not a curated record. NCBI's taxonomy places the organism in Eukaryota, Metazoa, Arthropoda, Insecta, Lepidoptera, Nymphalidae.
UUAACCCAAGAGCAACACGAAGCAUUUAACACUUUGUAGAUGUCAAUGUCAAUGUUUUGCCGUUUUGCAGUAUUGCGCAGUGUAACACAGAGACCCUCUGUGUUAGUAAAUGGAAAGCCACGAAAUUGCGUCUAAGCCUAGCGAACUAUGUUCAUGAAUAUAUAGAGAAUUCGUGCAUACUAACUAGAUUUUCAGUUGUUUCACAGGAUCACGAAAAUUUCUUAAGUUCAUGUUUUACCUUAAAUUAUUGCCUAUUGCGUAUUGCGUAAUUUUCCGACAAGUGGUGCAGUCAAACAAGAUGGAUAUUUUGCGGCAUUUUCAAAACAUAUCUUGGUGUAAACCGGAUUGGUGUUACCCGAGUAUGAGUAAGGAAACAAAUGAAUUGCUACGUCAAUGCAUAGAUCUGCCAGCUUUCCAGACCUCUGAAAACAUUGAUGAAAUUAUAAAGAAGAGUAAAGCUUUUCCUAUUCCAUUCCCAAUCGAAACUGUUAGAUUAGAAAAAUUGAAAGUAAGAAGACCAAUAGAUCAACUGAAAAAGAACGUUGUAUCAACUUAUCCCAUAAUACAUGAGAGAGUACUACUGUUAAUGACUCACUUUCUAAUAUACAAAAGGGAAUAUGGUUCAAACAUCGAAAAGGCGUUAUACAAAGACAUGACAGUGCCGGAACUUAUCGACAGAAUAUUACAAAAACGAGCUGUAUCGUUUAUGAAUCAAAAUGAUAGUUAUCUUCUACUAACAGGGGAACAAGAUGAAGAAGGUUGGGAGCAAGUAGGUACUAUUCAUCAGAAACCACCUCUCGUUUUGGAAAAUUGUUUGAGUUACGAUGAAAUAAAAUUGUCUGCUAUGGUAUAUGUUAGCGGUCACACUGAAUGUAUAAACGAUGGGGAAAGACACAAUUCUGGCGUCAUUAAGGAAGAUAUCGCUGAAGAGAAUGCUGUUAUAAUUGGCUUAAUAGGUCCACGUUUCGAACGGCGCGGUAGAAUGGAUUAUGAAGAUAUAGUUAUAACUGAACAACAAAAUUGUCUGGAACAUGGUUAUGGUGAAGAAGUGACACCUACCACUUGUCUAAAUGUUCUAAAGACUACGUAUGUUAGAAAUAAUCAAUCUGCUAAGCAUAUGUGGAGGCAGAUGUGGUCGGAAUUCUAUCAGGUACACAGCUACACAUACGAAGAGUUAUCAUCAUAUAUAAACAUACAAGAAAAAGACGAAGUAAAACAAUACAUGGACAGAUAUAUCAAACGACCUGGCACUGACGACAUAUUUGAUAACGAAGUAUACUACAAGAGAAUUAGUAUUUUAGCUGAAAGUACUUUACUAGAAGCGGAUCAUAGAGCAAAGGAAGCUGGGAAAAGUGCUUUCGUCAAUGUUAUAGGAUGUGGUCUUGGUGUGUGGAAAAUAUCACCACAUCAACCAGAUGUGUACGUCUUAACAUUCCUAGAGCGGAUACGAUCAUUUCUCAAGAAGGAUCUUAUUAAUCAUGUUUCUGAUGUCAAUUUCGCUUACAUUAAAACUAGCCCCGGUAUAACAGCAUUAUUUACAAAUCCAGUGCAGAGCGAUUCUCCGGUAGAAAAAUGUAUCUUCUUCGAAAGCAAACGACAUCCUAAAGGUGGUAUAAACGUACAGAUGGAAAACAGAGAACCGUCUGCCCGUUUAACAGGCGAUCAUGCGGGCAAACUGCUUGUCAUGACGUACCCGUGGGACGGCAAUGCGCAUCCGGGGAAUGAGUUCUGGUUAGGCAGUUUAUCUGGUUCUGGUGAUCCGGCAGCUGCUUGUUCCACACAAGUGUCGGAGUUACACAACGCACACAUCAACCCCGCAGUGAGUGCGUACAAUGUCCGAGUCGCUGGGCGCAGUGGGCUGAAGACGCUCUCCGAGUACUGUCUCGCUCUCACUGCGUAGGAGUGAGCGAGAUGGCACAUAUCAUACAUCACACUCAGCAUCAGCACUGUAUAUGUAUUCUAGUAAAGUACCGGAGCUACACAACACGCACAUUAAACCCGCAGUGAGAACCAAUUGCAAAAAUCUUUCAAACUUUUCGGAAGAUCAGUUUUUGGAAAAAUGUAGAGGAUGUUUCGCAGAUCUGUCAAUUAAUUAGUGUACCUAUUGUUGAGACUUAUUAGGCAUCGUAACAUUCUGGUUGCCUCGUCAAAUCGUAAAAACUCGUGCUGGCACAACACGUCGAUUCUUUCCCACUAGCAGUAACUAACUAGGAGAUGAAUUAUAUAACAAGCUUAAAAUGAGCGUUAUAUAACCAAACGUACAUGGUCUAAAUUAAUAAAAAUAAAAACACCAAUUUCUCGCCUAGCAAUAAAUGAUAGAAAAAGGUAGUUGAGGUACUAACUCUAGGUUACAUCUUUGGUUUUGAAUAAAAAUUCAUUUUGAAUAAAAA